Messenger RNA from Pseudomyrmex gracilis, 1233 nucleotides. RefSeq lists its product as uncharacterized. The transcript has 2 exons. Lineage: Eukaryota; Metazoa; Arthropoda; Insecta; Hymenoptera; Formicidae. Bases 547 to 1233 code for a protein of 228 amino acids. The record is from RefSeq and is a predicted model, not a curated record.
GCUUACUAGAGUGAUUCUUGUUAGGAAAUGACAACUUUGUGAUCUACGACAUAUACGAAAAUGAAAGUAAGUGUAUUUUUUAUGCAUAAUUCUCAUUAUACUUAUCACACGUGUGAUCAAUUACAGUGUCGAUCGAAAAAUUGUAUCCGACUUGAACCGUGCGCAAUCGUGUUUCUCUUGUCGUAUCCAAUUGAGAUUGUGAUCGAUUGACGCAACACUCUGCCGUGUUCGUUUUUAUUUUGUGCGUGCGUCUGGGUUCUCCCCAACACACACGCGUACGCGUUCGGUUGCGUUCGGUUUCGUGCAGUUUUAUCAAGAAACUGUACGCGAAGUACCGUGCGUCAUUACAAGGAAACAUCGCGACAUAAAUUCUUCAGAAGCAAUAAGAACUUCGUAAAAACUCAAAUACCGUGUAUUUCGGUGAUAAUGCGAUAACAACAUAAAGAGAGUUAAAAGACGCGAGAGAUGAUAAGCGGGUAUAAGAUAUCUCGAGUUUUCCGCUCGGUUGAAUAAAAAAUAAUUCGCGAACUGUCAACGUUUCUGUCAAUGUUCGGAGCGUCUUCUCGUCGUCGGCAUCGCUUACAUCGUCAUUACAUCGAUCCGAUGGCGAGUAAAGAAUGGAAUGAUGACAUUGCAUACGCGAUGAAUCAUGUAAAAUGGAUGACGUGGCCGGUAGGUUUCUGGCCGCUACAGGUUUACGAUACGUUUUCGCUAAUACGAUGCAUUUGGUCUAUUGUGGCCUCGGCUUUAAUGUCGAUAUUGCCUACGCUUGAAAUUUACUUCGGCUGCACCAACCCGGAGAAGAACACAGACUGCAUCAUGUUUAUUUCCGCCGGAAUUAUGGGAGUGGCGAAGAACACGUGUUUUCGAAUUUACUUAAAGAACUUGACGAGCAACUACGUCUCCGUCGUGAAAGAUUAUCAAACCGUCAAAGAUCCGAGCGAUUUGUCCGUUAUGAAAAAACACACUCACCUAGGAAGACUUUUGUUCUAUUUUAUGACUACGUUCUCAUUUCCGAGCUGCAUGUUGUACAUAUUGAUUCCCUUAAUGAUUAACAGAGAAUAUCUGAAUACCGUGACCAACAGAACCAUGCUGAUAUAUCCGGUUCCGGCGGAGUGCGGUAUGGAUCAUCUCUAUCCUUCGAGAAUCAUGUACAAAAUUCUUUACUUCUUCGUUGGUUUCGCGCUACUUUCUUCGAAUCAGGCGAAUAUCGGUAAUAGUUCUAUUUUUUGA